Messenger RNA from Plasmodium gonderi, 339 nucleotides. RefSeq names its product cytoplasmic dynein light chain. Gene Ontology annotation, biological process: microtubule-based movement. The coding region runs from base 1 to 339 and encodes 112 amino acids. Gene Ontology annotation, cellular component: cytoplasm; cytoplasmic dynein complex. The record is from RefSeq and is a predicted model, not a curated record. Gene Ontology annotation, molecular function: dynein intermediate chain binding. The transcript has 5 exons. Lineage: Eukaryota; Apicomplexa; Aconoidasida; Haemosporida; Plasmodiidae.
AUGAAUGAAGCAGAGAAAUUCGAGGAAGAAUUCGACAUUGAGCUUAUGGAGGAAAUAGGAAAACAAACCAUUUCGCAAUUUCUGGAAAAAACACAUUAUAAUGAAGAGAAAACAAAUUUCUGGGUGUCGCAAAUAUUAGAUACAACAUUGAAAGAACUGUCCAAAUUAAACAAGCCAUUUAAAUAUGUUGCUACGUGCAUUCUUAUGGAGAAAAACGGAUCACCGUUAACAACAUCAAAUGUAUGUCUAUGGGAUGAAAAUUCCGACGGUCUUUGUAGCGUUCAAAUGGGAAAUGAAACACUUGAUUGUAUUCUUUGCAUAUAUGCAAUAAAAACAUGA